This is a messenger RNA of Ctenocephalides felis (cat flea), 2961 nucleotides long. RefSeq lists its product as uncharacterized. NCBI's taxonomy places the organism in Eukaryota, Metazoa, Arthropoda, Insecta, Siphonaptera, Pulicidae. Gene Ontology annotation, biological process: rRNA base methylation. Gene Ontology annotation, molecular function: methyltransferase activity. The transcript is spliced from 6 exons. Gene Ontology annotation, cellular component: nucleolus. The record is from RefSeq and is a predicted model, not a curated record. The coding region runs from base 28 to 2859 and encodes 943 amino acids.
AGUUAGUGAUAAAUAAAUAAUAACAAAAUGUUUAUACAUUCUGUGAAAGUUCAUCGUGUUUACAAAACUGCUGCCAAAAUUAUAAAGCAGGUCUUAGAAGAUGGCAAAGGUGUCAAACAAUUAUUAUUCGAGCAAACCCACGUCAAUAUCAAAACUUUGAAUGCUUUAGUUUUUGAGACGUUGAAACAUGCUAGAGUUUUGGAUAUAUUGAUACAAAGAACGAGUAUUUUGUUCAAUGAACCUAGGUUAGAUCCUUGGUUAGCUAGAGUGCUUAUGACAGAAUUAUUAUGGGGCAAAAAAGACAAAUUAGUCUCGGACGCUAAGCCCGUUAAAACAAUAUUAACCUACAGCAAAAAAUUUCAAGCAGUCUUAAGAGAUCUUUCAACUGGAAUGCCCGAGCAACUUAAAGAAGCAUUAUCGACUGAUAAAAAACUGCCAGAACUCUAUCAUCCAAGAUAUGUAAGGGUCAAUACUCUGACUCUGACGAUGCAAGAAGCAAUAGAUGGCUUUAGGGACGAAGGAUGGACUUUGAUUCGGCAUAACAUCGAUUGGACUUACAGAGAUUUUUUAAAAGUGGUUUUAGAACUACCAGCUGAACAUUUCAUACCGGACUUUCAUAUACCCGAACUGCUUGUGUUUCCGCCUGAUACACAAUUUCAUGAUUAUCAAUGCUAUUUACAAGGACACAUUGUUUUACAAGACAAGGCCUCAUGCAUGGCUGCACAUAUGUUAGCACCUGAACCUGGUUCAAAUGUCUUAGAUAUGUGUGCUGCUCCAGGAAUGAAAACUACCCAUUUAGCAGCGAUAGUUGGAAAUAAGGGAACAAUUUAUGCAAUUGAAAAAGAUACACGAAGGCAUGGUGUUCUGUCUGAUAUUGUUCAAGCAACCAAUUCAACUUGUGUGAAAACUAUAAAUGAAGACGCUCUUAAAAUUACUGAUGAGCAAUGUCCAGACAUUGAAUACAUUUUAGUUGACCCUAGUUGUUCAGGCACAGGUAUGUUAGGUCGCAUAGAAACCGCCGCUCCAACCAUUCAAGAUAAGAGAUUAGAAAGAUUAGCUGGUUUUCAAAUUCUAAUAUUAAGGAGAGCUUUGACUGCUUUUCCCAAAGCUAAAAGAGUUUUAUAUUCAACAUGUUCGACACAUACUCAAGAAAAUGAACAAGUUGUGAAAGAAGUUCUUGAGACAACAAAGCAGUUUCGGUUAGUAUCAGCUAAAGAGCUGCUGAAGAAAGAAUGGCUAAGCUUCGGUUCAGAUAAAUACGAGGGCAUUGGUGAAAAUUGUCUUUACUCCAAAUCAGAGGUUGAUUACACUAAUGGAUUUUUCAUAGCUGUUUUUGAAAGAAUAGCUCCUCAUGAUGAGCGUGAUGUAUAUGUCAAAGGAAAGAAAUGGAAGGAAAUAAAACAAGAACCUGAAGAUGACUAUGAAUAUGGUAACACGGAUAUGGUUAAUUAUGGCAUGAGUAAUAAUAAUAUCAGAAAUAAUAUCAAACCGGAAAAUGACCAAGGGCAAAAUGAUGAAUCAAUAGAUUAUAAUAAAUCCUAUAUUAAAACAGAACUCAAAGAAGAAAAUACUAAUGAUCAAAAGUUGAAAUCAAAAAAGAUUAAGAAAGAGAAGAGUGCUAAUAUUGAUAAAGAAAUUACUAGCAGUGAUAAUCAGAAUAUUCUGAAGAGUGAGAAGGAAAAUGCUGAUGAAUCUAAUGAAGUUAUGAGUUCAAAUUCAAAAAUAAAAAAACCUAAAAUGAAUUUAGAAGAAGCAACUACUAGUGAGAGCAUUUUAAAUGGCUUUGUAGGUGCUAAUAACGAGAAUGAGGAAAUAAAACAGGAAAAAAUAGGUGAAGUUGAUAUUACAGAAACACGAAAACAGAAGAGGAAACGAAAAAAAGAAAGCAGUCAUGAAGAAAAUUUAAUAGAUAAUAGUAUUGAUGAUACUCAUGGUCAACAUAAUGGAAAUCAUAUUGAUAGUACAAUUGAUGAUGAAGAAAAUAAUCAAUUACCUAAGAAGAAAAAGAAACAAAAUAAAAACAAACAAGUUCUUGAAGAAAUUUCACCUGAGAAUAUAGAAAAUAUUCAAAUUGACACCCCUGAUCAAAAUAUUGAUAGUACAAUUGAUGAUCAAGAAAAUAAUCAUAUACCAAAGAAGAAGAAGAAAAAAGAUAAGCACAAGUCGGUCAAAGAAGUUUCAUCCAUGAAUAGUGAAAAUAGUCAAAUUGACAAUGAAGUAGCAUACUCUGAUAUACAAUUAGAAAAGAAAAAGAAGCACAAAAAACAUACCAUCAAUUCAGAAACUAAUCUUGAUAUUACGAACAGUAGUAAUACAGAUUUGGUUAUCAAAGAUAAGAAAAGUAAAUCCAAAUGUUCUGUAGAUAAUGAAGCUAAUUCAAAACAAUUAAUUGAUAGUAGUUCAGAAUAUACUAAUAAACAUAAAAAAUCAAAACAAAAAUCAGAUAAAGAUGAUUUAUCACCAGAAACUGUAGUAUCUGAAUUAUGUACUGAUGACACAAAUAAACAAGAACAGAAGAAAAAAAAGAAAAAAGAAAAGAAAUUAAAGGAAAAGUCAGAGGUCGAUCAAGAAUCAGAAUCUUCUAAACUGAUUGAAAAUGACAUAGUCCAAGAGAAGAAACCAAAGAAAUCUAAACAUCAAGAUAAAGAAAAAAACUCCACAGUUUCUAAUUGUGAUUUGCACGAAGCUCAAUUAGAUAAUGUAUCUGUAAUUCAGAAAAAGAAUAAAAAAUCCAAGAAACAUAUAGCGGAAAGUGAUGAAAAUCCAUGUACUGAUCAAAAUCUAGCGUAUGAGGAAACCGAAGUGCCAUUGAAAAAGAAAAAGAAAAAUAAGAAGUCAAAAUCUGAAGUGUUGUGCUGAGUGAAUAGUAUUACAAAUUGAGAAUAAUCAAGUCGGAUCUGAUGAAUUUGAAUACACCACCAUAACAAACAAUACUCAGAAUGAAAUAUUAAUGAAGAUUAU